This is a messenger RNA of Pistacia vera, 1929 nucleotides long. RefSeq names its product arogenate dehydratase/prephenate dehydratase 2, chloroplastic-like. The record is from RefSeq and is a predicted model, not a curated record. Gene Ontology annotation, molecular function: arogenate dehydratase activity; prephenate dehydratase activity. NCBI's taxonomy places the organism in Eukaryota, Viridiplantae, Streptophyta, Magnoliopsida, Sapindales, Anacardiaceae. Gene Ontology annotation, biological process: L-phenylalanine biosynthetic process. Bases 218 to 1408 code for a protein of 396 amino acids. The transcript is spliced from 11 exons. Gene Ontology annotation, cellular component: cytoplasm; chloroplast.
CGAAAGAUAUUCUAUACAAGAUAAAGUCAUAAACAGCCCACCAAAAGCCCACCAAGCGCACCGCCGGCGCUCAGUAAUACACAAAAGUACGACAAUAGUAACUGAUACCAAACAAAUUACUUGCCACGUUUCGAAAUUUUGAAUCUCCUAUUCAUUGGUUUCAUUCCUCCGAAAUCCGAAGAAGAGAAAACCAGAAUUUGAUUCACUUGUUCCUCUAAUGAAGCCGCGCCUAACGCACCCGUCAAUGGAGGCUUCCCUUGCAGGUUCGCCGGUAACUCCACUUCCUGCUCGGAUCACCAGUAAUUUUUCGCCCUCCGAUCGAAAACUAAAUAUCGCCGUCAGAUUCCGUGAACCUCGCAUCAGAUGGCGUAACGUCACCGUUUCAGCUUCCGCUGACAACGAAGGGAAAAACGGUGAGGCGCUUGAACUUCAGAGGAUGCUGGACGACUUCCCCUACGACGUCUCGAAAGAUUCGUCGCCUUUGCUUCCCAGGCCUUUGUCUUCGGCUCAGUUUUCAAAUUCAAUCUCUGAUGGAUCCCGCCUACGGGUUGCAUACCAGGGAGUUAGUGGAGCUUACAGUGAGUCUGCAGCAGAGAAAGCAUACCCGAACUGUGAAGCCGUCCCAUGCGAGCAAUUUGACACUGCUUUUGAAGCUGUUGAACGGUGGCUUGUGGACAGAGCUGUUUUACCAAUUGAGAAUUCUUUAGGUGGGAGCAUCCACAGAAAUUAUGAUCUUUUACUCAGACACAGGUUGCACAUAGUAGGGGAGGUUAAAUUUACUGUUCGUCAUUGCUUACUAGCCAAUCAGGGUGUUAAACUUGAGGACUUAAAAAGGGUUCUAAGCCAUCCACAGGCUCUUGCUCAAUGUGAGAACACGUUAACAAAAUGGGGGUUAGUCAGGGAAGCCGUGGAUGAUACUGCUGGUGCAGCAAAGCAUGUUGCACUCCACAAACUACAAGAUGCAGGAGCAGUAGCCAGCUCUGCUGCAGGGAUGAUCUAUGGUUUGAACAUACUUGCACAGGAUAUUCAGGAUGACUGCGAUAAUGUUACUCGAUUCCUGAUGCUGGCAAGGGAGCCCAUCAUUCCUGGGACGGAUAGGCCAUUCAAGACAAGUAUAGUUUUCUCAUUAGAGGAGGGUCCUGGAGUUCUUUUCAAGGCACUUGCUGUUUUUGCUUUGAGGCAAAUCAACCUUACCAAGAUUGAAAGUCGUCCUCUGAGGAAUCAGCCCCUGCGAUCAGCAGAUGACAACAAUAAUGGGUCUACAAAAUACUUUGACUAUCUUUUCUAUGUGGAUUUUGAAGCAUCAAUGGCUAAUCAGAAUGCACAAAAUGCUCUGAGGCAUUUGAAGGAGUUUGCUACAUUCUUGAGAGUGCUGGGAAGUUAUCCAGUGGAUACUACCAUGAUAUGAAUAUGCCUGUGAAUGUGGUAAGAAUCCAAUACUUGAAUAAAGGUAGCCAGUACAUUUAUAAAUGCACGAUUCACUUCCAUGAGUGAAGCAACCUUAAUUAUUAACCAUGACCUACAGAAUAAUAUGCAAUUCUACUUCCAACAGUUAGGUCUAACCCCAACAUCUGGAACCCCUAUUUCAAGGCCAUACAAUAGAUCCUUAUGUAGAUUGCUCAAUUUGCGUAGUUGUAUUCACAAAAUUGGGAAUGAUAUGGUUUAAGUUAAUUAAAGUUGGGAAUAAAAAAUCGUUUAAAUUAAGAAUGGAUUAGUUGGAAUCCAAGGAUUGUAGAUUAUUAAGGGCAAGGAAUAUAUUGAUUUUGAGCUGUUAAAACAGUUGUUACAAUGGGCUACUAGCUAAGAUUGAUUUGAGAGAUAUGUAUUGGAUCUUUUUAGACUACUUCGAUUGAACAUUAUGGUUAUUUUCUUUGAAAUAGAAUAAAAAAUAAAAUCAAUCAUCAUAAUUUUGGAGGGGGUUGAAGCAGG